CCCUCCCUCCCUACUUGUACUCGACGGCCACCUUCAUUCACUUCCUCGUUCCCACUCCACUCUCCAAGCAGAGUUGUCCUAACCAUAUAACUAUCCUCUGCCGCGGUGCCACCAUGAGGAUGAUAGACUUGGCCAACCAAAGAGGCCCAUUGGGCGUCAUCGACACCGCUACUGCCGUCGAAUGCGGCCGCGAGGUUCGCUACCGUCGCUCUUUCCGCUCCCUCGUGGAGUGCGUUGUCCCCUGCUGCGGUCUUCAGACCUCCGACGACUCCGACUCGCUCUCCACCGCCUCCAUUGCCGAGUCCACGACGACUCACUGCUCCCCGACCACCGCCACCGCCACCGUCACCGGCACCUUCUUCGGUUACCGGAGGGGAAGGGUCAGCUUCUGCCUCCAGGACGACACCCGCAACUCCUCCCCACUCCUCCUCCUUGAGUUCGCCGUCCCCACCUCGUACCUCGCCAGGGAGAUGCAGUACGGCUUCCUCCGUAUAACCCUCGAGUGCAACCGCCGGGCCGGGGCUGUCGGUGGCGGCGCUGGGCCGCUGUUCGAGGUCCCCGUCUGGACCAUGUACUGCAACGGGAGGAAGGUGGGGUUCGCGGUGAGGCGUCAGGUGGGCGGUGGUGACGCGGCGGUGCUGAGACUGAUGCGUUCCGUGUCCGCUGGGGCCGGGGUGCUCCCGGUGGGGCCGAAGAGCGGCGAGGACGGGGACCUGCUCUACCUGCGGGCCGGGUUCGAGCGGGUUGUCGGGUCGGCUGAUUUGGAGUCGUUCCACAUGAUAAACCCAGUCGGGAGUUCGGGUCAAGAGCUGAGCAUCUUUCUCUUGCGGUCAUGACGUGGAGGGUGGGCCCACAGAUGUUUUUUAUUUUAUUUAGCAUGAAAUGAAAAGCAUAUUGAUAUAGCCCCGCCAUGUUGUAAUAUAUAAUGUCUCUGAUUUUGAUCAAGAAAAAAGAUUUUAUUAUGUAUUGAUCAAUAUUUAAAUAGAAUCUUCACUAUUUGCCAA
Molecule: messenger RNA, 1004 nt
Organism: Punica granatum (pomegranate)
Lineage: Eukaryota; Viridiplantae; Streptophyta; Magnoliopsida; Myrtales; Lythraceae
Source: RefSeq, a predicted model, not a curated record